AUGCAUGAAAGAAACCCUCUCCAAGUGCAAUUUGCGCCAGUGAACCAGCGACAGCGCCGGCUACCGCUGGUUCUCAUCCACGACGGAGGCGGCACCACCUUCACAUACUUUCUCCUCGAAAGCUUGCAUCGUGAUGUUUGGGCUAUUCAUAACCCUCAUUACCAUACAGGAGACACUUGGCCGGGGGGCAUGGAGCAAAUGGCACGCCAUUACAUCGGCCUGAUGCUUAUGGCUGGCCUUAGCGGUCCCAUAAUGUUGGGAGUGGAGACAUCGAAUCCUGACCUUGGCGACAUUCCGGAGCUCGUGCAAAAGUGCUUUGACAACUGCAACGGUCUGCUUGACACAUGGAAGUUGCUGCCCUGGGACAAGCCCGUAUGCGACGGCAGGGAUGUGUGCGUGUCCGUAGACGGCGAAAAAUUUCGUCUGCAAAAUGACGAGGUCCUCUACAAGCCCAUUAACGACCGGUGGCAGACCUUGGAGACGCGGACAUUCGACGGAGUCCAGAUGCCGUUGCGCCAGCCCAUAUCUCCGCCGCCAGGUGUCCUCAUAAAGUGCGUGCAACGCGUACCGGUGAAGGGCAGCACGACUGAUCCAGUGCAAGUUGACCUGGACCGUGAUGAGCCUCUUCUGGGCUGGGAGGGUAACCACCCCGAGUUUCUCAAGGCCGUAAUUGAAGCGGAUGCGCAUCAUUUCAACGUAUUCCAAUUUUCAAAUAUCACACAAGUCACAAAGCAGAUCAAUGAAGGGUUGGAGGUUUUGGAUAGCCUUAACGUUUCCGAGCCUGUGAUCUAUGUUUGA
This is a messenger RNA of Colletotrichum truncatum, 798 nucleotides long. RefSeq names its product Polyketide synthase PksR. The record is from RefSeq and is a predicted model, not a curated record. Lineage: Eukaryota; Fungi; Ascomycota; Sordariomycetes; Glomerellales; Glomerellaceae.